This is a messenger RNA of Taeniopygia guttata (zebra finch), 3434 nucleotides long. The record is from RefSeq and is a predicted model, not a curated record. NCBI's taxonomy places the organism in Eukaryota, Metazoa, Chordata, Aves, Passeriformes, Estrildidae.
AGAGUUUUCGAGCUUGGAUUGAGGGAGGGAGGGAAACCCAAGGGGUGGAAAGUGAGGAGCAAAUGGCCUCGCGAAGCGUUUGUUUUCCAAGAGAAAGAGAGAGAAAGAAGAAAACAAAAAAUAAUGACAGUGAUUAAACCCCACCGGGUUCGGGAUCAGCUCCUCCCUGGAUUUGGGAUGAGAAACACAAAACCGUGCUGGGGGGAAAAAAAAAAAAAGGGGAUUUAUUCUCUAAAUUCAACCUGUGCUGUCAGAGAGGGGAAGAAAUCGCAUUUUUGAAUUCCUGCCGCUGCUCUCAUCUGCUGGGAAUCUUUGCCCUGAAUUCCAGAGGCGCUGGGAGCUCCUGUGUAAACAAAAAAAGGGGAGACAAGUCUGCCAGGACAGCGUUACCUGGGGGAAAAACACGGAUUUUUGCUGUUACCUGGGGGGAAAACAUGGAUUUUUGUGGUUACCUGGGCGGAAAAACACAGAUCUUUGCUGUUACUUGGGGGAAAACACAGAUUUUUCUUGCUACCUAGGGAAAAAACAUGGAUUUUUGCUGUUACUUGAGAAAAAACAUGGAUUUUUGCUGUUACUUGAGAAAAAACAUGGAUUUUUGCUGUUAGCUGGGGGAAAAACACGGAAUUUUGUUGUUACCUGGGGAAAAAACAUGGAUUUUUGCUAUUACUUGAGAAAAACCUCGGAUUUUUGCUGUUACCUGGGGGAAAACAGGGAUUUUUGCUGUUACCCGUGGAAAAAACAUGAAUUUUUGCUGUUUGCAGCUCAAAAGCAAAGCAACCCUGGUGAUAAACCUUGAAUUUCUGCUGGUGGGAGGUUUUUGGGGGCUGCUCCGCGCGCGAUUUCAGUAGAAACAGCAAAUUUUGGUGGGUUUUGGUGGUUCUCCGUUCGUCGCUCCCGUUUUUGUGCUGGUUUGGGGUUUCUCCGGGCGUGCAAACGCGCCCCACGCCCCGCGGGGGACGUCUGUUUGUGCGUGGGGUGGGGGAUAAAUCCGGAAUAAAUCAACGUACGGAGCCGAACGAGCGGCGACAAAAAAGGCUCCGCCAGCCGCCCCGGAACUCCUCCAAAACCCAAACCGGGCCGGGGCUCGGCAGGGUGAAAUCUGGCGGCAGCAUCUGCUCCCCGCGCCGAUCCGCGGGACCCUAUUCAUGUCAGCGUCCUUUCAGGCGCCAAGAUGGAUUCCUGGCGCUGUCAUUGUGUUUUCUCUCCUAACCUUUCAGGUCAGCUCCCACCCGACAGCUGGAGAGGGGCCGUCACGUGGCCUCGGGGUGCCAAUGUUCUGCCAUAGGGGUGUCAAGACCCUGGUAGCCAAAAAAUCCCCGUCGGAAGAUGCAGAAGACCUCGUACUACGACGGCUCCACGCUCUUCGGGGGUUACUCCUACGGCAGCGGCGCCGCCGCCAAUGGAUUCGGCUACGAGGGCGCCCAGCCGCCGUUCCAGGCCUCUUCCCACGUGGAGAACGACUUCCAGAGGUCCUCCUGCUCCCUGCAGUCCCUCGGCAAGAGUAAGGAGCUCAACGGGAGCUGCAUGCGGCCCGGCGAGCCGCCGGCGUCGCCCAACGGCGGCAGCGCCGACGGCGGCAUCGCCCAGGCCGGCGCGGGGAAAAACGCGCCCGGUAAAUCCGGGCUGGGGCCCGGCGCCAGCAUCUCCAAGCAGAUCUUCCCCUGGAUGAAGGAGUCCAGGCAGAACUCCAAGCAGAAGAGCGGCUCGCCCAGCGCAGAAACCUGCGGCGGCGGCGGCGGCGGCGGUGAGAAAAGCCCCCCGGGCUCCUCGGCGUCCAAGAGGGCGCGCACGGCCUACACCAGCGCCCAGCUGGUGGAGCUGGAGAAGGAAUUCCACUUCAACCGCUACCUGUGCCGGCCGCGGCGCGUGGAGAUGGCCAACCUGCUGAACCUCAGCGAGCGCCAGAUCAAGAUCUGGUUCCAGAACAGGAGGAUGAAGUACAAAAAGGAUCAGAAAUCCAAAGGCGUGGGCGGCUCUUCCUCCGGCGGCCCUUCGCCGGCGGGCAGCCCCCCGCAGCCCAUGCAGGCCUCGGCGGGGUUCCUCAACGCGCUGCACCCCCUGAGCGGCGCCUACGAGGCGCCGUCGCCGCCUUCCUUCGGCAAACCCCCCCAAAACGCCUACGCCGUGGCCAACGCCGCCUACCAGGCGCCCAUGAAGGGCUGCCCGAGCCAGCAGAAGUACGCCGGGCCCGCGGCGGCGGCCGAGUACGAGCCGCACGUGCUGCAGGCCAACGGCGUGGCCUACGGGCCGGCCGGCGUGCAGGGCAGCCCCGCCUACGCCGCCGGGAACUUCGUGGACGCUCUGCCCGCCUCGGGCCCGGCGCUUUACGGCCUCAACCACCUCCCGCAGCACCAGGCCGCCGGCGUGGACUACGGCGGGGCGGCGCCGGGCCAGCCCCACGGACCGUGCGAGAGCCACGGCGCCUACGCCGAGCUGGCGCCGCACCACGCCACUUCUCAGGGCAGAAUCCAAGAGGCGCCCAAGCUCACCCACCUGUGAGGGGCGGCUGCUUUUGGGGGGAAAAACAGGCGGUUUGGCUUUCAGGGAUGGGUGCGUUGGGUUUCUGUCCCACCUCGCUGGGUUUGGCGGGGUUGCGGCACUCGGGGUUCUGGGGGUUGUGGCGAGCACAAAAUCCGACAGAUUUUGGUGGUUUUGCAAGGGAGGAACAUCCUGGGUUUUGACACGAAUGUUCUGAAAUGGGCUUGGGGUGGUUUUCUGGGAAUCCCGGAGGGUUGAAGUGGCCAAAUCCGUCAUUUCCAAGCCUGGAUCGUCACCGAUAAUUCCCGGAUGCUGGGAAGGAGGAGAGUCCGCCAGGCAAGUUUUGGCGUCUCUGCGUCCAAAAAAACCCCGAAGAGAUCCACCAGGAAGUUCCUUCUCCAGAUCCAGCUGUGCUUCCCUUCCCAGCCCUCAGGGAAGGGUUGUCCUUUUCCGCUGGCAAAGGGAGAAAUACAAUUUCCCACCGGAAAAGGGAGAAAUCCAAUUUCUCACCAGAAAAGGGAGAAAUCCAAUUUCCCACCGGAAAAAGGAAAAAUCCAGUUUCCGACUGGAAAAGGGAGAAAUCCAGUUUCCACUGGAAAAAGGAGAAAUCCAAUUUCUGACCAAAAAAUGGAUAAAUCCAAUUUCCACUGGAAAAGGGAUAAAUCCCAUUUCCAAUGGAAAAGGGAUAAAUCCAAUUUCCACUGGAAAAAGAGGAAAUCAAAUUUCCACUGGAAAAAUGGAUAAAUUCAAUUUCCCACUGGAAAAACGAGAAAUCCAAUUUCUGACCGAAAAAUGGAUAAAUCCAAUUUCCACUGGAAAAGGGAUAAAUCCAAUUUCCCACUGGAAAAGGAGGAAAUCCAAUUUCCACUGGAAAAAUGGAUAAAUCCAAUUUCCCACUGGAAAAAGGAGAAAUCCAAUUUCUGACUGGAAAAGGGAGAAAUCCAAUUUCCCACCGG